Molecule: messenger RNA, 1245 nt
Organism: Orcinus orca (killer whale)
Lineage: Eukaryota; Metazoa; Chordata; Mammalia; Artiodactyla; Delphinidae
Product: ubiquitin-conjugating enzyme E2 B-like
Exons: 2
Coding region: 859-1245 (128 amino acids)
Biological process (GO): proteasome-mediated ubiquitin-dependent protein catabolic process; protein polyubiquitination; DNA repair
Cellular component (GO): HULC complex
Molecular function (GO): ubiquitin conjugating enzyme activity
Source: RefSeq, a predicted model, not a curated record
CUCAGCUGUUGUUGAACAAGACUUCAGGGCUGGGGAAGGGAAAAAAAGAAAUUCAAGCCCUAACUCUUUAGCCAGAACUUCAAGCUUCCCCAUGUCCACUAUACGCAUGUAUGUCUCCGGCCCUGUAUUUGAGGGGAAAGGCGAGGGGAAGAAGAGAUUCACAGAGCCUGGCAGAGCACACAUGUGGUACUUAAAAGAAAGAACUUGAAGUCAGAUAGCCUCCACUUACCACUUUUAGCGGCGAGACCUUGAACGGGUUGCCGUGCGUCUCCGCAUUUUCCCAAAAUGAAAUGCCGUACUGACCUCACACUAUUGUUUGGGCUUAAAUGAGAUAACGUGUGUAAUUGGCUUCAUAUACAUCCAAUUAGUCCCUUUAGUGGGUUGUGGCAUCCCCCCCUCCUUUCUGCCUCUCCAAAUCUGACCCACUCCUUUAGUCUUUAUCAGGUCAGACCAUCCUGGUCUGAAGAGUCACCCCAAACACCUCUCACCUCCACAGCGGCUGCAGGUCCCGUGUGUCAUUAAGUCCCACCACGUAGGACAAGCACCAUUGCUAAGAACUGCUACUGAGGCCCUUCACUGAUCAUUCCUUCCCACGGUGAUGUUUACCUCCCCAAGGUCAACCAGAGAGGGAAAGGGCUGCAUGGCUUUGUCUCUGUAUCCCCAGGAACAUCCAGCAGAGCACUGGAAGUUAGUCCAUAAAUGUUCAUGGACCUUUAAGAUGCUAUGGGGCUUUCAGACUGACUGCGGGCAGCUGGGGAGCACGCCGACCCGCCCUGGAGGAGGCUUAUGCGGGAUUUCAAGUGAUUGCAAGAGGAUCCACCUGUGGGUGUCAGUGGCGCACCAUCUGAAAACAACAUCAUGCACUGGAAUGCAGUUAUAUUUGGACCAGAAGGGACAUACUUUGAAGAUGGUACUUUUAAACCAGUAACAGAAUUUUCUGAAGAGUAUCCAAAUAUACUGCCAGCUGUCAGGUUUUCAUCCAAAAUGCUUCAUCCGAAUGUGUAUGCUGAUGGUAGCACAUGUUUAGAUAUCCUUCAGGAUCAAUGGAGUCCAAUAUAUGAAGUAGCUUCUCUCUUAACAUCAAUUCAGUCCCUGCUGGAUGAACCGAAUCCAAAUAGUCCAGCCAAUAGGCAGGCAGCACAGCUUUAUCAGGAAAACAAACGAGGAGAUGAGAAAAGGGUUUCGGCCAUUAUUGAACAAAGCUGGAAUGAUUCACAAUACACAACUGCCCUCACCCUCGGGUGA